AUGGCACUCAGGGCAAAGGCAGAGGUGUGCAUGGCAGCACCCUGGCUGUCCCUGCAAAGGGCACAGGCACUAAGCACCAGAGCUGCCCGGGCCCCUAGUACGGUGCUGCCCUUUGAAGCCAUACCCCAGCGUCCAGGCAACAGGUGGCUGAGGCUGCUGCAGAUCUGGAGGGAGCAGGGUUAUGAGCACCUGCACCUGGAGGUGCACCAGACCUUCCAGGAACUGGGGCCCAUUUUCAGGCCCCGGCACUCUGCAUCCUUUGGAGGAUGGGGAGGGAGUGCAGCAUGUGCUGGUCUGUGGUUCUGCCAGUGCAGGGGAUGGUGCAGAGCAAACCCCAGCUCGAUGCAGAGAGGGCAGGACUCAGAGGCACUAAAGUACCACUUGGGAGGACCACGCAUGGUGUGCGUGAUGCUUCCAGAAGACGUAGAGAAGCUACAGCAGGUGGAUAGCCUACAUCCCCACAGGAUGAGCCUGGAGCCCUGGGUGGCCUACAGACAACAUCGUGGGCACAAAUGUGGCGUGUUCUUGCUGAAUGUGGCUGAGAGAGGAAAUUCCUCCCCACCAUUCCAUGGGGGCAUCCAUGGAGCCCCAACACACUCUGGGUGUGGGAACGGGCCUGAAUGGCGCUUCCGCAUAACGGAAGGAAGAGGAGCACACCUUUUUGGAGAGCGGCUGGGCCUGGUUGGUCACAGCCCCAGCUCUGCCAGCCUGAACUUCCUCCAUGCCCUGGAGGUCAUGUUCAAAUCCACCGUCCAGCUCAUGUUCAUGCCCAGGAGCCUGUCUCGCUGGACCAGCCCCAAGGUGUGGAAGGAGCACUUUGAGGCCUGGGACUGCAUCUUCCAGUACGGCGACAACUGUAUCCAGAAAAUCUAUCAGGAACUGGCCUUCAGCCGCCCUCAGCACUAUACAGGCAUCGUGGCGGAACUCCUGUUGAAUGCAGAACUGUCACUAGAAGCCAUCAAGGCCAACUCUAUGGAACUCACUGCAGGGAGCGUGGACACGACGGCGUUUCCCUUGCUGAUGACACUCUUUGAGCUGGCUCGGAACCCCGACGUGCAGCAGGCCCUGCGCCAGGAGAGCCUGGCCGCCGCCGCCAGCAUCAGUGAACAUCCCCAGAAGGCAACCACCGAGCUGCCCUUGCUGCGGGCGGCCCUCAAGGAGACCCUGAGGCUCUACCCUGUGGGUCUGUUUUUGGAGCGAGUGGUGAGCUCAGACUUGGUGCUUCAGAACUACCACAUCCCAGCUGGGACACUGGUGCAGGUUUUCCUCUACUCGCUGGGUCGCAAUCCGGCCUUGUUCCCGAGGCCUGAGCGCUACAAUCCCCAGCGCUGGCUAGACAUCAGGGGCCCUGGAAAGAACUUCCACAACGUGCCCUUUGGCUUUGGCAUGCGCCAGUGCCUGGGACGGCGCCUGGCAGAAACGGAGAUGCUGCUGCUGCUGCACCAUGUGCUGAAACACUUCCUGGUGGAGACACUAACCAAAGAGGAUAUAAAGAUGGUCUACAGCUUCAUACUGAGGCCCGGCACGUUCCCCCUCCUCACUUUCAGAGCGAUCAACUAA
Messenger RNA from Cercocebus atys (sooty mangabey), 1560 nucleotides. It is a transcript of the gene CYP11B2, whose product is annotated as cytochrome P450 11B2, mitochondrial-like. Gene Ontology annotation, molecular function: corticosterone 18-monooxygenase activity; steroid 11-beta-monooxygenase activity; heme binding. Gene Ontology annotation, cellular component: mitochondrial inner membrane. Bases 1 to 1560 code for a protein of 519 amino acids. Lineage: Eukaryota; Metazoa; Chordata; Mammalia; Primates; Cercopithecidae. Gene Ontology annotation, biological process: cholesterol metabolic process; cortisol metabolic process; cellular response to peptide hormone stimulus. The transcript has 11 exons. The record is from RefSeq and is a predicted model, not a curated record.